Messenger RNA from Orcinus orca (killer whale), 2379 nucleotides. It is a transcript of the gene CARHSP1, whose product is annotated as calcium regulated heat stable protein 1. The transcript is spliced from 5 exons. The record is from RefSeq and is a predicted model, not a curated record. Gene Ontology annotation, biological process: regulation of mRNA stability. Bases 1658 to 2164 code for a protein of 168 amino acids. Gene Ontology annotation, molecular function: mRNA 3'-UTR binding. Gene Ontology annotation, cellular component: cytoplasm. Lineage: Eukaryota; Metazoa; Chordata; Mammalia; Artiodactyla; Delphinidae.
UCCCUGCCCCCUCCCCCAUGCCGCUCCCCCUCCCCACGCAGGCCCCUGGGGGCGGGCUGGCUCUUGUCCAGGCCUGCUCCAGCUGCCCCAGCUGCUUUCAGCUCUGAUGGCCCAGGGGAGGCGGGCAGGGUGGUGGUUAAGGAUCCUGAGUCUCCCAGGCUGGCACUUACCUUCCCGUUCCCACUCCGAGAGGCUCUAGUGCCCCCCAUGCCUCAGUUUCUCCCACUGCCAGGUACUCAUGCGUGGAGCCCCCUGCUGCUGCUCGACUGUGCAAGGCACCAAGCACACAAGUACACAUGAACUCCAGCGGGGGCUUCGGGUCCUAAUGCUGGUUAAGACCCUGCUCUGUCCCAGCCCCAGUGCCGGGCCCCAGGAUGUGGAGGGACUCCAUGCUGCCUUCAGGUUGCUCCCCGCUCAAGAGGGUGGGCUUCCAUUAGCAUCUCUGCUGGACUGGGUAUACUAGGGGAGUCAAGGGGGCUGGGGUGGAGAGAGAAGGGGGGCCCCAGUUUGGGCCUGCUUCAUUAACCUAGGGGGAGGUAGCCCUGGCAGGGGACAUGGGGACAGUCAGACAGACAUGGAUGUGAAGAAUGAAGACACAUGGGGAUGAUGGUGUUGCCCUCCAACCCAACCUGCCUCUCACCUCUCACCCCUCCUUCCCCAGUGCCCCGGCCACCCCCCCGCCCCCAGUCUCCUUGCUGGCCUCCAGUCACACCUGCCCUUGCCAACCUCAGAGCCUUUGCACAGGCUGUUUCCCACACCUGGAAGAGCCUCCCUCUGUUUUGUAAAUGGUCCACUCUUUCUUACUGUCCGGGACCCAGCCUGCACCCUCAUUAGAGUGGCACCCCAACCCUGCUACUUUUUAUGUCCCUCUAUGUAUUUCUUAUCAGCCCUUUCAGCAGUCUGUAAUGGUUAUUUAUUUUUUGGCCACACCACGCAGCUUGUGGGAUCUCAGUUCCCCUACCAGGGAUUGAACCUGGACCAUGGCAAUGAAAGCCUGGAAUCCUAACCACUAGGCCACCAGGGAACCACCUGUAAUGAUUUUGUUUAUAUAUUUAUUGACCUGUUUCUUCUCUGGCUCCAAAUUCAGCCGUGUCUCUAGUGCCAUGGACAGGGCCUGACACCGGGCACAUAUUUGUUGAAUGACUUUAUGAUGACAGUUAUAACAACAAUCGUAGCUGACACUUAAUGCUCACUUGUUCUGGGUGGAGGGUAUGCAGAGUGCCUAACAUGUAUUGUUUCAUUUCAACUUCAUGACAAUGGUGUGAAGUCAGAACUAUUAAAAUCCCCAUUUUCCUCAUGCAGAAACCAAGGUCCAGAGAGGUUAAGUAACUUGCCCAAGAUCACACAGCCGGCAGGGUGGGAUUUGAAGUCAGAUGUGCCUGACAUCAGGGGAAAGAGGGAGAUUGUGGAUGCGGGGGAGGGCACUUCCCCGCCUCACCCUGGUGUCACCAGGACGCAGUGGUCCCACCUGCUGUCCUGCGUGGGGCUUUCCCUUCUCUGGGCUGGCCCCCUUCCCAGAACCCCAGGCAUUGAACAUUCUAGGACUCUAUGACCUGUACUGGUGGGUCAUGCUGGAGCUCUGACCCCCGGGCCAAGGAGCCGGGGCCUUUCUGGGCUGGCUGCGGCUGCGGCUGAGAGAAGGGUCAGGAGGUCGGCCAUGUCAUCUGAGCCUCCUCCCCCAUCACAGCACCCCACCCACCAGUCCUCGGCCGGGCUGCUGGAUACCCAACAGGCCCGAGACCGCUCACCAUCCCCGCUUCCGGGCAACGUGGUCCCGAGCCCACUGCCCACUCGCCGGACAAGGACCUUCUCAGCGACGGUGCGGGCUUCACAGGGCCCUGUCUACAAAGGAGUCUGCAAAUGCUUCUGUCGGUCCAAGGGCCACGGCUUCAUUACCCCGGCCGACGGCGGCCCUGACAUCUUCCUGCACAUCUCCGAGUCUUCAGUAGACCCCCCCGUACAGCGUAGACACGAGGAUGACGCUAGAGCAAUGCCUUUCACCGUGGAGGGGGAGUACGUCCCCGUGGAAGGCGAUGAGGUCACCUAUAAGAUGUGCUCCAUUCCGCCCAAGAACGAGAAGCUGCAGGCCGUGGAGGUGGUCAUCACCCACCUGGCGCCGGGCACCAAGCACGAGACCUGGUCCGGCCACAUCGUCAGCUCCUAGGAGAGGCCAGAGGCGCCCCUUCCCCAGGGCUUGGGGGAGACUCUGGGGCCGGAGGCAGGACCAAACUGGAGAGGACAUUCUACCGCUUGAGAUGGGGCUUCAAGGGGGGAGCGUGGUCCCUUUCAAGUGUCUCCUGAAGGAAGGGGUGUGGGGUGCUCUCGGCCACCAGCACAGCCUCUCACCAUCUGAAAAGCAUUAAAAGCAUUGAAAAAGGA